Molecule: messenger RNA, 1352 nt
Organism: Balaenoptera acutorostrata (minke whale)
Lineage: Eukaryota; Metazoa; Chordata; Mammalia; Artiodactyla; Balaenopteridae
Gene: CNRIP1
Product: cannabinoid receptor interacting protein 1
Exons: 3
Coding region: 17-511 (164 amino acids)
Biological process (GO): negative regulation of signaling receptor activity
Cellular component (GO): plasma membrane
Molecular function (GO): type 1 cannabinoid receptor binding
Source: RefSeq, a predicted model, not a curated record
CGCCGCGCCCGCAGACAUGGGGGACCUGCCGGGCCUCGUGCGCCUCUCCAUCGCGCUGCGCAUCCAGCCUAACGACGGCCCGGUCUUCUACAAGGUGGACGGGCAGCGCUUCGGCCAGAACCGCACCAUCAAACUGCUCACGGGCUCCUCCUACAAGGUGGAGGUGAAGGUGAAGCCCACCACGCUGCAGGUCGAGAACAUUUCCAUUGGUGGUGUGCUUGUCCCGCUGGAACUGAAGUCUAAGGAGCCUGAUGGGGACAGAAUCGUAUAUACAGGAACAUAUGACACAGAAGGUGUGGCCCCAACCAAGAGUGGAGAACGGCAGCCCAUCCAGAUCACCAUGCCGUUCACUGACAUUGGGACCUUCGAGACGGUGUGGCAGGUCAAGUUUUACAAUUACCACAAGCGAGAUCACUGCCAGUGGGGAAGCCCCUUCUCCGUCAUUGAGUACGAAUGCAAGCCCAAUGAGACCCGCAGUCUCAUGUGGGUGAACAAGGAGUCCUUCCUCUGAAGAUGGCGCUUUCUGAUGCUGUUGGACAAUGUCUUCAGAGAUCCACUUUUAGAUAACCCAGCACAAGCCUUCACCAAGGCACACCACUCCAUUGCUGUCUCCCAUUGGGUGCCAAUUAUCUACUAGCCCUGAUUAUUCUGAAAGUGUAAUUCCCCUCUGAUGCAAUGUCCCUGACAUAAAAGAUCAUGAUGUACCCUGCCCGAGAGACUCCCUUUCUGUAUUCUGUGUUGGUGUUCCUGCCUCCAUUUGUUCUUGGUCACGCUGGUGACCACUUGGAGGAGCUCCGUGGAAUCCGCAGGCUGUGUCCCACACUUACCUUUUCCACUGAAUGCUGUUUUGUUUCCAAGUUGAGUGCUUCCCUCUUUUUUGUUAAAUGUUAAAUAAAAAAUAACAAUGUGCUUGGGUUCCAUCCCAAGUGUGCAAGGGUAACAUGUAACUUGGGAUGUUUUCCAGCUGUGUCAAAGUAGGCUUUGUGAAAAUAUGAUGCAAACAGCAGUCAGUGGGACUCAAGUGUUGUGCUUUCUAUAAACAGCUCAGCUAUUUCAGGGAAGAAUAAUGACGAAAGAAAAGGACAAAUAUUUAAGAAGUGUUUAUAACGUAUUACAACUCAAAUAAUGUAAGGUAUUGUGCUGUGGCCUAGUGGAAGUGGGAAAGAGCCUUGUGUGGACCACUGUUAAACAAGGUGACCAAAGUGACAGGGUUAACUCUUUGGCAAGUGACUGUGGUGUCCAAACAGGCAUGCUGAUGGCCUCCCUACAUUCCCCUUCACUUGAACUUUGUAAAACUGUGUAUGGAACUAUAAUCAACUUUUGAUAUUUCUUAAUAAAGGCAUUGAAAAUCA